Messenger RNA from Dendronephthya gigantea, 10329 nucleotides. RefSeq lists its product as uncharacterized. Gene Ontology annotation, biological process: detection of mechanical stimulus. Lineage: Eukaryota; Metazoa; Cnidaria; Anthozoa; Malacalcyonacea; Nephtheidae. Gene Ontology annotation, molecular function: calcium channel activity; calcium ion binding; protein binding. The record is from RefSeq and is a predicted model, not a curated record. Gene Ontology annotation, cellular component: membrane. The transcript has 34 exons. The coding region runs from base 8 to 9679 and encodes 3223 amino acids.
UAAUUUUAUGAUGGCGACUAAAAUACAGGAGAUUUUGUCGCAGGGGCGAGAGUCUCAAUCAUAUUGGGUAUUGACGUACGCAGUUUCCUUCUCCAGUGAUGGGAAACGCUUUCAAGAUUACCUCGAAAACAAUAGAGUAAAGGUGUUUUCAGGCAAUUGGGAUUCAAGCACAAUUGUGCGGCAUAUUUUGACUCGUGCUAUUUUUUCUUACCUUAUCCGUAUCCAUCCUAAAACGUGGAGUUCCUACGCUGGAAUUCGGCUGGAGUUUGUUGGAUGUAACUUUGGUUGUAUGCACCCUAAAGCUCUAGGCAUGCAAGCUGGUCAUAUUAAGGAUUAUCAAAUUAGUGCAUCGACAUCUUGGAAAUUUCAACAUGCGCCAUACAAAGGAAGACUGCAUUCCCGUACUAGUUGGAUGCCAUAUAGUUCGGACACGUCGAAGUAUUUGACUGUUGACCUUCGUGACCUGACAAUGCUGGCCGGUAUUUCCAUGCAAGGGGCAUUUGCGGAGAAUAACUUUACGACUGGAUUCAAAAUUUCCCUGAAGACUGGCGAUGAACCGUUUAACCCCUAUCAGGACGGUGGCGUGGAAAAGAUAUUUUCUGGUAACGUCGACUCUAAUACCACAGUAGAACACUUGUUUCCACUAAUUUUCGUGGCAGAUGCUAUUCGCAUUUUUCCCGUGACCUGGAAUGGCACGCGUCCUGCAAUGAGACUAGAGUUGUUGGGCUGUUAUGAAGAUAUCGAUGUUUGUGAUCCUUCACCCUGCAAAAACAAUGGGACUUGCAAUGACUAUUUCACCACCUACAACUUCUUCAACUGCACAUGCACUGAUGGAUACAGUGGCAGAUUCUGCGAGACAGAAUGUACUGAUAUAAGGCCCUUAGGAAUGUCCGGUGGUCAGAUCAAGGAUACCCAACUCACUGCUUCUACAAUGUACGACAGCGAGGCUGUUCCAUUGGCUGCAAGACUGAACAACGUGGCCGUUCGUAAGAGUGGCGGCUGGGUUGCUGGGGUGAACGACGGCAAUCAGUGGUUCCAGGUCGAUUUCUUAGUCAACGCCACAGUUGCUUCAGUACUGACUCAAGGGAGAGAUAAUUAUAGUCAUUGGGUUGAAAAAUACAAAGUCUCAUACAGUGAUGAUGGUAUUAGUUUUUCGGAAUACAAACAAGGAGGUGUCAUAAAGGAAUUUGUUGGAAACUCAGACAGAGACACCGUGGUGAAGAACACUUUACAUCCUCGUCUUUUUACGCGUUUUAUUCGUAUUCAUCCUGAAUCGUGUUCUGGAAAUUGCUCUUUGAGGGUGGAGUUCCUCGGCUGCUAUCAAGUCAUUCCUUCACGUUGCUUAAAUCCAAUUCCACUUGGCAUGGAAAACAAACAAAUCAAGGACAACCAGAUUACGGCAUCGUCAGAGUGCGAUGAUGCAAAGUUUGUCGGACGUUGCGCAGCUGCAAACGGCAGAGCAAACGCCACAAUAUUCUCACAUCAUGGUGCUUGGAUAGCGAUGGCACAAGACCCAGACAUGUGGUUCGAGGUGGAUUUCAUAUAUAACACGACUGUUAGGGAAAUAAUGACGCAAGGAAGACCAGACUAUGAUCAGUGGGUGCGAUACUACAAUGUCACAUACAAAAACGAAACGGGCAUAUCUCAUAUAUAUGGUUUGGGAGAUGGAGUACGAAGCAAGGCAUUCGAAGGGAAUUCUGAUAGAAAUACAGUUGUCAGUCACACAUUGUCACCAAUGGUUCGCCUUCAGAUUAUUCGCAUCACUCCAGUGGAUUGCCAUGGGGCUUGCGCUAUGAGAGCUGAAUUUGUUGGCUGUUACGAAGACGCUGAUGUAUGCGAUCCUUCACCGUGUCAAAAUAAUGCAACUUGCAAUGAUCAUUUUGAUUUCUUCAACUCGUUCACCUGUACAUGCCUUCCCGGAUACACGGGAGAACUGUGUGAGACAGAAAUCGACGAGUGCCUAUCUUACCCAUGUCUAAACAAUGGAACAUGCAAUGACUUCGUCAAUAUGUAUAAUUGCACAUGUACGAUAAACUUCUGGGGAACUAAUUGUGAAUUCGAGGUUAUAUGGCCUAUCGCUAACUUUUCCGUGACGCCCAUACCAGCGCAUAGAUUCGGCGAUAAUAUCUCGGUUGUUUGGGAAAUGGAUCAAGGGAGUUACGUUACAGUUGAGGUGUAUUAUAACGAGAUUAUGUGUUGUAACCGAAGCGCAACAAACCAUAUUGGUGGUCACACCAGUCAGUGCAACUGCCUCGUAACCGAUCCUGCUCGAUUUGAUCCUGAUGGGCUUGUCGACUUCCGCAUUUACGCCUACAACAGCGUUUCGAAUGAAACCGUGAAUUUAAACGUUGAAGUAUUGAAGAUAAUAAAAAAUGUCCGUAUUUCCACGAAGACUAGCUAUGCCAGCUGGGGUAUUGGUGUUGACGGAACAGGCAGCCAAAGAAACGUAUUUCCAACGGAGUAUCCGGUAAAGAUGAGUGCCACUUUCGAUGGAGGACCAGCUAGUAUUAUAAAAUGGACAUUCAGCUGCAGCGUGAGUCCAACAAUAACUGACGAAAGCGAACUUUCCUUUGAUAAAACUUUCCCAAGUGAUACAGCUCAAAUAUGCGUCAUCACCUUGAAUUUAACGAACAACAUAAGCACAAGUCACGACGUUAAGACCAUCGACCUUAAGGAAAGUAUUAUCUUCACCAGUUUGACAUAUGACGGUCCUUUGAAGCCAAAUCAAACUAUGACGUUCACGAUAUCAUUUGAGAAAUUUGGCCAAGGCACUUGCGUCGUAAUGGAUCUUGGCGAUAACAGUUCUCUGCUUGUGUUUGGCGAUGCGGCGUGCGAAAAUAAGUUUGAUGUCUCCAAAAUCAACCCAAAAAUCGUCGAAGAACCGCGUUUACGGUUUUUCCCGAAAGAUUCAACUACGACAACGAUCACGAUUGCGCAUGAAUACCCGGGUGUUGGUGCAUACGAUGUGAAGAUGAGCGCUGCAAAUCUUCUAGCCAAUGUCACGGAAAGCUUGAUUGCAGUGGUUAUUCCUUUCGUGUGUAAAUAUCCAAAUGUGACUGUUACAGGUCUACCAGUGAACAAAUCUAAUCUGUUAGAGGCGCCACAGGUGUAUCGUUCUAAGUUAAUUUUCGUAUCCACUGAAAACGAAAUCUUCUGCGAACCAACAGAAAUCGUCAAAGUAUCUUGGACCGUUUAUAGCAUUGACGACGAUCCAGUUAUUUUGACCACAACUCCAAAGAUGAAAGUUUCCGAUUUAGGAAAAAGUGAAUUCCUUACUGGCAUUGUUUCCCCGGACCUUUCCAUUUCUGAAAGAAUGUUACCUUUUGGAUUCUACGAGAUAAGUGCCCGUGUGGAGAUGUGGGGUAUACCGAACGUAUUUGGAAUUGGUACACUCUAUAUUCAGAUUAUCCAGACUCCUUGGAUCGUUGCAGAAGCAACGAUUGGAUCAUUUUACACUGUGCCUUACAAAUUUCCGGGAUCGCUUAACGCAUCGGCAUCUAUAGAUCCAGACUUCAAUAGUACAGAUGCGAUGAGCUUUGCUUGGUACUGCAGAGAUGUUGAAGAUGCCGAAUUCACGUUGUCUGGUCUAGAUAAGGAGCCACUUGUUACGCCGCCUGCGUCUUACCCGACUCCUGACCUUGGUGGGUGUUUUGGGACCGGGCGUGGCCGAUUGGAUAGCACCGAUAAGAUCGUGGAAUUCGAUACAAAUACGAUGGUUGAGGACAAAUUCUAUGUAAUUUCGCUCGUGGUGUCAACCAGCCAUCAAGGUUUUGCAGUUAGGAAACAUUUGAGGAAUAUCUAUUUCCAUGUGGCGAAAGGUCUACCCCCGGGACUGGUCGUAAGUUGUUCCAAGAAUUGCCAUUCCAAGGUGGCUCGGGACGAAAAGCUGAUUUUAAAAUCGAAAUGCAACGUUCGUUGCUAUGGUGAACUGGCGUUUACUUGGACAUUGUAUCGGUACGAUGAUAUAAGCACCCCAGAACCUUUCAAUCUAUCCUCCCUGCACGAAUUUCCUUCAAGCCAGCUCAUAGAGAUGACUACGAGCCCAAUCGAUGCAUUGGAAAUCGCUCUCAAACCGAAAUCACUUGAGCCUGAAAAAAAAUACAGCUUGGUAUUUCGCGCAUUCCGACCUAACGGUGUUUUUGGUGAACUGAGAUAUACUAUGAUAACUAACAACGCUCCGAUCAAUGGCAAAUGGUCUUUUUCACCUUCGACUGGGGUUGCCAUGGAAACCAACUUCACCGUCACUUGCGAAAAUUGGGAGGAUGAAGAUGUCCCGAUUACAGUGGAAUUUUCACAUUUAAUCAAGGGUACAAAGACGGUAUUCUUCUUUCGAGAACUCACAAACAAGGGGAAAAUUAGUGCAACGCUGUGGUUGCCAGCCGGAGAUGAAGAGAGUGAUUACGUGGUAAACGCAAGUGUCGUUGUUAAAGACAAACUUGGUGGUAAAUUCCAAGAGAACUUCGUAGUCAAGGUGGUUCCGCAGCCGGAAGAGAGUAUCGACAUGAACCAGCUGGAAAGUUUAGUUUCAGGAGAAGGCAAUGCCAUGGCAAAACUCUUCGAGACAGGUAACAGUGUCCUAGCGAUAGGUCUUGCUUCAAAUGUCGCUUCAACACUGAAUGGCCUAAAAGACAAUACGACGUCAAAUGACAGCAGCACAACGUCACAGAAGGAUGCGUCAAAACAGAUCAGAACACAGCUCAUCAUGUCGCUAGCCAGCGCAAAUCUAUCGGCUAAAGAUGCAUCCUCGCUGGAACAAAUGAGCGCGACCGUUUUGGCGCUAACGAAAAAUACGGAAGAGUUAGAAACUGCAAGCCAGGGUGCUGCACUUCAAAUGACAGAGACCCUGACAAGCAACUUGAAAGGAUUAUCCGACGGGGAUCAAGGAUUCUCUAAUGUCUUGCGUGGAGCUUCGAAUCUUGUCGGUGGUAUAGGUCAAAUGACAACAAGCAUGGCGAAGGAAGCCGGCAAUUCUAGCAAUGGAACAGAAGCUUCGGAUCAAGUGAAGCGUUCCAUGGGACUGGUCGACAACAUUCAGGGUAUUUUGUUGGACAAUUUAGUGGCGAAUGAACCACCAGUUAACGUCGAGUCUGACGGCCUGUCAAUGCAAGUAGAAAAGGUGAUGAUGAAGAACUCUGCUAAGAAGACUAAUGCUGUGAAGGGGGCGAAAUUUGGAUCUCCCUCGUCGGCUUCACUAGGAAUAGAUGCUGUUGUUGAAAAUCAGAACGAAACGAUUUCUCAGAUGCAGCCUGUGGAUCUCAAGAUCGCUGUGUCCAAAAAGAAUCCGUUUAGCUGGGACAAUACAAGUGAAACUUUAUCAUCCAACGUCGUUGAUAUUAAGAUGCAGUCAAACAUGAACAUUUCUACUUCGAACGUUAGUGAGGAUUUCGAAAUCACUAUUCCACGUGACCCCACCCUGUUUCCUCAGCCUGACGCAUUUUUCUUGAAGCCAAGUCGCGAAAACACUACGGCGAAAACCAAGGAGUAUUUGAAAUACCACAGAUUCGAACGAAAGAGCGAUUUCACCUCGAUCAAUUUCGAUAUGGAACCGGUGGAUCUGGGAAUACAGUUUUCGGUUUACCUAAAGAAAGGAUCGAAACCAGACAUCGUGAAGAGGGAUUUUCAAUUGUCUUUCCAGUUGCCGGACUUGAGCAGCUGUUUAGGGGGAAACAAAAGCGUGUCAAAUACCUCUAACGGCGGAUCCGAGUCAACUGCAAACGGAAUUAUCUAUGUUGAUCUCAAGAACUGUACAAGUAAUCCGUAUUCAGUCUUUGUAUCAAACGUUCACUUGAGUGGUUCUGGACGUUUCUGGUUUGCUGUGCAACAUAUCCGACCAAUAGAGCAGAACGGAGAUGAUGCCAGUUCAGCCGAAACAGAAUCUCGUCGAAGACGUUCAAUCUCGUGCGGAGAGGAGGGAAGACGUGUACGUCGUUCGUGCGUCAUUAUACCUUCCCCACCCCCCAAACCUACUGAUCCACCCAGGUCUGUUCGCUUUCAAGUACCAGACAACCUUGGAUUCGACGGGAAGUACUUUUUCCCAAACCAAACUCCCAACUACAAUCUAUCAAUGUAUGAAUCGAGCUGUCUUUACUGGGACGAGAAUAACGAGACGUGGACUGGUGACGGGUGCAAGGUUGUUUCGGGUACUAACAAAAAUCAAAUAUUGUGUAAAUGUAAUCAUCUAACGUCUUUUGGAAGUGAGCUUCUUGUCGCCCCAAAUCCGAUCGACUUCGAUUCGGUUUUCAACAACUUUGGGAGCCUUGCUGAGAAUGUAGCUGUCCUGGCGCUGAUAUCAACAAUUCUUGGUUUAUAUAUCCUCGGGGUUAUCUGGGCGAGACGAGCCGAUAAGAAAGACUCGUUAAUGGUUGGUCCUACUAUUUUGCCGAAACCCAAGGGAUCCUAUCAUUAUCUCAUUACCACCUACACCGGUAGUCGACAAGAUUCCGGGACAACGGCAAGAGUUGUUUUCAAAAUGUCUGGGGAUCUGGGAGACACAAUUCCCGUAAGGCUGCACGAUCGACACAGACCUUGCUUCGAACGUCAACAAGAGAACAUGUUUGUUGUGUCUUAUCCUCAGAGUAUUGGUGAUCUUUGUUAUGUCCAAAUAUGGCAUGAUAAUUCAGGAUCAUCACCAUCUUGGUAUCUGAGUCGAAUAAUUAUAAAAGAUCUACAAACAGAGAAAACGUGGCCGUUACUUUGUGAAAACUGGUUAGCUGUGGAAUCAGAAGAUGGCAAAGUAUGUCGAGUCCUUCCCGUGGCAAACGAAGAAGAUAUGACAAACUUCAGUCAUUUGUUUUCGGCCCGUGCAAUUAAAGGUCUCGCAGAUGGGCAUAUAUGGUUCUCCAUUGUCUCCAGACCUCCAACCAGUAAAUUCACACGCGUCCAGCGUCUAUCCUGUGCCCUUUGCCUACUGUGCUGCACGAUGAUCACGAGCGCGAUGUUUUACAACAUGGGAGGACAGGGUCCGAGCCCAUACUCAAUCCAUAUCGGAUCCCUAAUUAUCGAUUUGAAACCUUUCGUUAUCGGCCUGCAGAGCAGUGUGAUCAUUGUGCCCGUGAACGUCUUGCUCGUGCAAAUCUUUCGCAACCUUCGCCCGAAGAAAGAAAAGGACGACGCUAAUGAGGACCUCCAGGCGAAAAAUCCAAAUGGAGUGAAAAUUAAAGAUCCGAACGCAGAAGAGCCAAAGGAAAAACUUCCGUACUGGUUUAUCUACAUUGCUUACGCCAUUUGUUAUCUUGCGUCUGCUGCUUCGAUAUUCUUUACGUUGCUUUACAGUAUUCAAUGGGGAAAGGAAACGUCGACCGAAUGGGUUAUUGCCAUGGUAACAUCAUUCCUCCAAUCGGCUUUGUUGUUGCAACCAGUGAAAGUAGUUGUACUAGCUGUUGUCUUCGCCUUAUUCAUUCGCAAACCAGCUGAUACAGAUAAUGAGACAAAUGGUGUCACGCUUGUAAAGGAGGAUAGAAUAUCUGAGGAAGGAACUGAAAUGAAACAGGAGAAGAAAGGAAACAUUCCAUAUGAAAAUACAAUCCUCGGAAAAAAAUCGAAAAGAUUUUUAAGACCUCCUGGUGCAGCCAAACUGAAGCAAGCGAGAAUAAAACGGCUGAAAGAACUGAAGAUGAAUUCAGCUUUGAAAGAAAUUUUCGCGUUCUUUUUCUUUCUUAUUUGUUUGAUGGACGUGGCUCAAUACCACAGGGAUCCGAAUACGUACUUACUGACCAAGACAUUGACAGAAACAUUUGUCGACGUCGAUGCAUUUUCCAUUCCACUAUACGUGAUCGUUGAUAGUGAUUCUCUGUGGAUGUGGGCUCGCGAGACUCUUAUCCCUGGAUUGUACUCAACGGAAUGGUACAACGGAAAGAUAAUUGAAAAAGGUUAUCUCGCAAACAUGGAGGAUUAUCUUGUCGGUGUUCCGCGUGUCAGGUUGCUUCGUGUGAAAGAAGGUACAUGCACAGUUUCCAGCUAUUUCAAAGACACUAUUCCUACCUGCAAUGCUGCAUACUCCGUAGCGAACGAAGACGAGGGAGCAUAUGAGGUAGGUUGGAAACCACUGCAUGGCUCUUCCAGUAGAAAACGUCGAAGAACUCCCGGUCCGGAGAGCGAAGAUGAUUGGUUGAAAAUGUUGGAGGAAACAGAACAGUCGGGAUAUCCAGGGGGGGUCUAUCGCCGAAAAAGAGCGAUUGACCCAAUUCAAAGUGGCCGAAAUCGAAGAAGGAAGAAUCGACUCUUGUCUAGCGCGAGACCGAAGUCGUACGUCGUUCAAAACAACGCUCUUUUGGGAGACGGAAAAAUCUUGUCCUGCCUUGAGAGAUGGCGCCAUAAAUCCAUGUUUGAGAUACGGGGCUUCCCCUACUGGGGACAAAUCGCCAUGUAUGGCGGGGGUGGUUAUGCAGCUAAUCUUGGUUAUGAUCAAAUAACCGCAUACACUGUUGUCGCUGAUCUGCAUUCGAAUGACUGGGUCACAAGGCAAACACGAGCUGUUUUUGUGGAAUUUACCGUUUACAAUGCAAACACGAACCUGUUUGGCAUAAUAUCACUUUUCGUCGAAUUUCCGUCUUCCUCAGGCGUUGUAACCAAGGUUCAGAUCCAGUCCUCUCGAUUUUACCUUCAUCUUAACGGAGGUCAAACACUCGCUCACAUCUUAGUCAUAUUCUUCAUGUUGUACUUCCUAUACAGAGAAGGAAAGCUCUUCUACAAGCAACGCUGGGCUUACUUCAAGGGUUUCUGGAAUUGGAUCGAAACGAUUCUUGUCGUCUCGGAAUUCUGUUUGAUCAUCCUAUUUCUGGCACGUUUGUACGAAGUGGAUCGAAAUUUACUCGAACUCCGCGAGAAUCCGAACGAUUACGUCGGUUUUCAGUACGCAGGGCAGGCUGAUACAGCUAUGACGUCCAUCAUUGGCAUCCUUGUGUUUUUCUACAUUCUGCGGUUCCUGCGCCUUCUGAGGUUCAAUAAGAACUUCUUGAUACUCGGCACAACGUUGUCCCGCAUCAGCAAACCCAUCAUCAGCUUUUUUAUCCCAUUUACGUUUGGAUUCUUAGCGUUCGGUCUGUUUGCGUUCAGCGUAUUCGGUACGGAGCUUGAAGACUACAGCACAUUCGUACGAACAAUGGUUACUCAAUUUAGCAUGACGUUGGGCGACUUUGAUUUCGAAGCACUGAUAUCCGUUAGCCCCGCAUUUGGCACACUCUAUUUCUUCGCUUUCAUCGCACUUAAUGUCAUCGUGUUAAUGAAUGUGUUCAUCGCAAUCAUCAAUGAUUCCUAUGCCGAAGUGCAAGAGGAAACUGCUGAUAUGGAAAAUGAAUUUGAGCUUGUCGAUUACGUGGUGGCGAAAAUCGUCGAAAAGACCUCAAGGAACAAACCAAAACCCAAAAGAAAACGAAAAAAGAAAAAGCCUCAAUUACAAAAGGAGAAAGCAAAAUUGAUCGGUACCAACGCAUGCGUUGCCGAAAUCGAAUCAAAAUGCGUGCUGUUCGAUAAACUAUUACAUGACAUUGAUAAAGGUUUGGAAGAAGAGACUCGGAUUGACGCGAAGUUUUGUUCAGUUCCUGAGGAUAAAAUGGAGACGAACUUCCGGCUUAUGUGUCUGAUGGAAAGCGAUUUGAUUGAUACCUGUGAGAGCCCUUUCAACGAGACUGAGCUUUAUAAUGAAUAUGUGAGGCUGAUGUAUUUGGAGAAGCAGAAUUGAGGGCCGAGACCAUGCGAAGAGGCUUGUUGAAAGAUACUUGGUUGUAAUUAAUAUGCAUGCAUAUUCUUGUCCGCAUAGCCGCGUCCACGGCAUGAUAGGCAAUAGUUAAAUAUUUAUGAUUAAAAGAAAUGUGAUAAAAGUAAUUCACUCGGCACUAAAUUAUUAUGUACCAUGUGCUCCACGUCAGACCCCCUCCAGCUUUGGGGCACAGCUACUUUCUGAAAAAGAAUGUGAAAGAUUCGAAGAAAGUUAAACCGACAUUUUAAAUAAUUAUUUAUUAUAAAAAAUCAAUGAAAGUAGCGUUCGCAGUUUCCAAUUGUCACAUCUGAGAAACUGCGGUACCCGAACAAUGGCGGUGCGUAAAAGACUAUAAUAAAAUUAUACUAAACCUAAAAUUACUAACUUUUAAUUAUGGUAUGCACAUAUUUUUGUUGGCAAUCACAAUUAUUUAUCGAUAAUGGAUCCAAAAAGACCAAAAAUUGUAUCAAAUAAUAUACUUUGCACAUGCAUGCAUUUUUCUCAAAAUUUGACGUAAUUGGAACAUAUAAAUUGUAGUGUGUGUAUAAGUGAAAUUUAUAAUAUCAGUGUUUGUAGUACAACUAUAUAUGUAUAUAAUUAUACUAUUAUUCGUUUUAAGCGAUCAUGUAAAA